AUAAACAAAUUCAACAAGAUUCCUGCAAACAAAUCUGCAAAAACUUCCUCUAAUUUUGUUAAUGGAAACCAAGGUUUCUUGGAAAUAGUUUAGUUGAGAGAGUUGGGCAAACAACUAAAGAGAGCAUUGAAAUGGAUCAGGAAGACUUUUUAGGCCCAUCAACAUCAGUUGCGAGUCACAAAAAUGAUAGCAUAAUAAAUGACAGUCUCUUUCUGGGACCUCAAAGCUCACUUUCAUGUACAGUCUAUAACGCCAGUUGGAUGAGAUCUUAUUCUUUAAUAGAGCAGCUUUCUCAGAGGUGCCUACAAGAUGACCUCACUCUGGCAUCAAUGGAACAGGAGUGCCUGAUCUUCUCCGAACAAAUGAAACAGCUUUUGAAAAGGAGUAAGAUGGGACCCAUCCGCCCACUGAAUGCACAUGAUAAAUUGAAUUUGUCUUGCUCCAGUCCUGUGACUGUUCACUUUUCCAGUCUAGAAGAGCAGGAGGAUUUGGUGGAUCACUUGGAUGUACCGUCACUUGUUGGACAAAAAAUUAAGGUAGACAUGUCUGACAGGAAAUACCCGACAGACACAACAGAGGAAGAAAAGGCUUUGCAUCCUCAAAACCUAUCUAAAGGUACCGGCAACCCAAUGGAACAUGCUGGAGUUUCUGAUGUGACUGCAGAAUGUGCCAGGCAGUACGAAGCAUUGAUGAAGGAUGUUUGUGCUGUCAAAAAGGUCCCACCUAGACCUAAACACUUAAGAAUGGAUAGAGGUUACUCAAAGAAUGAACCAUCCACAAGUAACCAUUUUGACUUCUGUGAUCAAAUGAAGAGAGAGAUGGAUGAGAGUUUUCGCAGCAAUCUGAAUUCAGUCGUGAAGAAAUCCUGUAAAACGAAGUACAGAUUCUACAUACUGGUGACGUCAGAUGAUGCCUUCUUUGAGGAAACCAAGGCACAGUUGGAGGCAGAAGGCCAUACUGCUGUACAGCCAUCUGAGUUCUUCCUGGGUGAGGAUAGUUCUUCAUCGCUACUCAUCAUCCUCAGGAAUGAAGACAUUGCAGAGCACAUUUGUGAGGUCCCACAUUUGCUCAACCUGAAGAAGUCGCCAGGUGUGCAGUUUGCUGGAAUUGACGAACCAGAUGAUGUUGUGAAUCUUACCCAUCAGGAGCUCUUCACCAGGGGUGGUUUUAUAAUGAUCGACAGAGCAGCACUGGAGUCCCUCAGCCUUUGCAACAUGAAAAAAUUGUCAGAAAUCUUGCAAGAGCUAAGCAGAACGGGGAAGUGGAAAUGGAUGUUGCACUACAGAGACAGCCGUCGGCUGAAAGAGAAUGCAAGGUUGAGUGCAGAGGCAAAAGAGAAGAAGCACUUCCUAAACUGGUGCCAAGAAGCUGGAAUAGUGGAGGUGCUGCCUUACCAUGAGUGUGACCUCACGUCAAGAGAUCAGCCUGACUAUCUCACAUGUUUGGUCCAUUUGCAGGUCCAGAAUAUAUCAGCCCGUUACCCUGUUUUUAUUACAGAUACAACAACAGACAGCACAUUUGGAAAGAAUGGAAUUUUAACAAUGACUGCAAACUCUUUCCUGACAUGUUCUCCAAGCAAAACAUUUACAGUCUAACCUGGAAAUAUUAAGAUGGACAAAAUUCAUUUGUGCUUAUUUAAGGUACCCAGCAGUCAGAAACUCACUGAAUACGCGGAGAAACCAGUAAUUAACCAGUAAUGGUGAUUUCAAACAUACUAUAUAUUAUUUUUAGGUUCAGCUCUUUUGUAUGCAGUAAUCUUAAUAUUUUUCUUUUUUAUUCAGUUAAUGAAUAUAGGGACAAAAAUUCCAAUAUACUGGCAGGUGAAUUGUAUAUACUGUAUUUGUAUUGUAAAUUGUAAACAUAAAGAUCAUUUUUUGUCACAUUUUGUAUAUUUUGUCUUUUCCCUGACAAUCCUGACUUUAUACAGUUGUAGCACAAGCAUUAGUAGUGUUUGUUUAAUUAUUACUUUUUGUGUUCAAAGUUUUGGUCU
Molecule: messenger RNA, 1990 nt
Organism: Micropterus salmoides (largemouth bass)
Lineage: Eukaryota; Metazoa; Chordata; Actinopteri; Centrarchiformes; Centrarchidae
Product: protein TASOR-like
Exons: 6
Coding region: 132-1595 (487 amino acids)
Biological process (GO): negative regulation of gene expression, epigenetic
Cellular component (GO): nucleoplasm
Source: RefSeq, a predicted model, not a curated record